UCGCAAUCAAGUUAUUUUCAUUCCUCUCUAAUCUCUGAUGUCCUUAUUCUUUACAUUCUAUUUCGUCGAAAUGAUGACGAAUACUUAACCACUUUUCUCUGUCAGAUCCUCUUCUAUCAAUUGCACGAUAAUUCAAUUCGAAUUACAUUUAGUUUUCCUUGUUUCUUUUUUUCCUUUUUCUUUGUCAAGCGUAUUUGAAUUACUUUGAAUGUUAUCUGAAUUUUGCAGUCUAAAACAGACGGUGAAUCGUUGCAACAAAUUUGAAAAGUCCAGGAACUUCGAGGUGGCUUGUCCAAAUGUAAAGUUGGUUACGUUGAAGACACUGAAAAAUAUAACGUACGAGUCUUACAGGAAGCUCGAGUCACGGUUGUACCGAUGCGUCUCAAGUCCGUCGUUACACCGCCAGCGAUUCGGUUUCCUUCUCCCUCUAGCGGCGCAAACGUCUCUCCUUGAGAGUCUCGCUUGCUCCUUUGUUUCCCAAUACUCUCUAACACUUUCCAGCGAGUCGCACAGGCGACUUCAUUGCGCGCCGUUCGCUCGUGACCGUUCGAGCAACAAGGCUGUGUUGUCUUUUGUCUCUUAUUUACAAAGUUACUGACUGCAUACAAUUAACAUUAUCGGGCAAAUUGAUCGUGCAACAGUUCCGAAAAUAGUUCCAGAACGAGGUGCUUCCUUCAUAUUUUUCGCGAAAAUCACGCCGGAACUUCGUGUGACAGUGGACAAGAAGAAGCAAAGCAAGGAAUAAAUCGUGCGAUCCGUCGUUAAAGUGUUUUGAAACAACAUUUGAAAAUAACAUUUUACAUCUCGUGGCAAGGCGGAAAAAAGGAUACGCAACAAGAUGUCUGAAUAUUGCGAGUACAUGUGGGACUCGACAAGGCGGCCCAGGAGUACCUCACUUGCACGCAGUAUUUACGAGGAGGGGGGCAAAUUGGACAAACGUGACAAGAAACUGGCCAUUAAUACCGUUCGAGCGAUACUGCGAGGAAUGCCGGCUGUAGACUUGAAGCACUGCACGGACGAAUAUAUUACGCGUUUCCUGCUGGCCCGGAAAUAUCGCACGGAGCAAGCUGCCGCACUGAUAGUCGCUUAUCAGGCGCAAGUAGCACAUCGACAGGAUAUCUUCGGCAAUCUAACAGCGAGAGAUCCAGCCUUGCAGCGCGCGCUACGCGCCGGAAUACCGGGUGUACUUCCUGCGCGCGACAGAAAAGGAAGAUGCGUGCUCGUCAUUUUAGCUUCGCAAUGGGAUCCAAUAGCUGUUCCAGCAUUGUCAGUUCAACGAGCCUUAUUUUUAGUACUGGAAAUUCUCAUACAAGACCCAAGGAAUCAGCAAUCCGGUUUCGUGGCAGUGGUGGAUUGGAGCGGAUUCUCUUUACGACAAGGCGGUGCCUUGGGGGCAACGGCACUGCGAAACCUAAUAGCUGCUCUCCGAGGACGAUUUCCGGCUAGAUUUAAAGCUAUACACUUCCUGUCGGCGCCGCUUUAUGUUCAGGCCACGUUGGCCCUUGUGAAACCUUUUUUGGACGAAAAGACUCGAAACAAGAUUUACUUACAUGGGAAUAACUUGAGCACUCUGCACGAACACUUACCCACUGACAUUUUGCCAGCGGAACUAGGUGGCACGGGGCCAGCUUUUAACCCAGGACUAUGGGCCGAACCAGUUAUUCAUUCAGCGAUGAAGGAAGCUGAACUGGCUGCGAUAAAAAAGGAGAAGGAGCAAGCUGAGAACGUGGACCAGUCUUGCGACAAGAAGUUCGAAUUCAAAGGCACGGAGAAUCACAAGAGAAACGAGGGGACAGACCCCGUGAAGUCGGGCAACGGCGUGAACAAAGAAAACGGAAGGCGAUUUUUCAAUCCUUUCGGUAAUUCUACGAGAAAUCAGCCCUCAAAGAAACCUGGAGGAACGAACGUGGAACUAGAUCUAAUUAAUCAUACUAAUGGACAUGCAGAAAGGAAAGAAGAUAGAAGAGAUGAUAGAAGAAUGAUGAAUGAAGAGAGAGAUGAAGACUCUUGUUGCAGAAGUAGAGACAAAAGGUUGAAUAAUGGCAACACUGAUUAUUUUGAUAAUAAAAACGAACAAUACAAAGACUCGCACGACAAUUUAUUAGAAUCUCAGACAAAAAGACACUCAAACGAGUAUGAAAUCUCAAAUAGGCCAGACAGCGACGACAGUAAAGAUAAUUCGUUAGAUAACAAGUCAGAAAAUGCGCUAAUUGAUACAAGGAAGAUCGAAACUCCCUCAGAAGAAACAAAUCUCAUAACGUAAUAUUAGUCUUGUUAACUUUUUAGGUUAAAACAAAUUAACGCGGCUCUUCUGUGAGAAAUCUUUGACUUUUUAAAUAUAAUUAAAUCAAACAUCGUCGCUAGGUUUACGAUCAGUGAAAUAUAGUAGGUAGAAUCCGUGUAUUCUUUGUGGAUUUUAAGAGAUAUAUUGUGAUACGAUAUAUGUCAUUAUUUAAGUAUUUAAAUAUUAACGAGGCUUUUGUUUUUUCUUAUGUAGGUUUUGUUUCAACUAGAUUAUUUCAUUUUUUUUAUUUUAUUUUUAGUACUUUUUAUCAUAUAAAAAAAAAAUGA
Messenger RNA from Heterotrigona itama, 2571 nucleotides. Lineage: Eukaryota; Metazoa; Arthropoda; Insecta; Hymenoptera; Apidae. The record is from the annotation of a GenBank genome assembly.